CAUGUCAAGUGAGGUUCAAGCCCGGAUCAUCAUGCAGAGUCUACCUUUCACUUUUGCACUGCUGCCUCUUGUAAUGCUGCUUGCCCAAGGAGCCCCCUGCGUCAGCCACCUCCAAGACGUGUCAGAUACCUCAGGGGAUGGGAGCCUCGAACCGACGUCUAGGAAUCUGGAGAAUCUUUCGGCAGGACUCGUUUGCCUGAUCGGCAGUCUCCGUGACGAACACUUUGCGAAAGACUGGCCGGAAGAAAGCAUGUCGUCAUACAAGGACCACAAAAUCACGAUGCCUCACCUGAUCGUGGAGGACGGCUGUUUUUCUCAUAGAUUCAACAAAAAAAGGUGUUUGAGUCGGAUCGCAAGCAAACUGCAGCUGUACAGACCCUACCUGGAUUUUGUGAAGAUGGAGAAUCCGGGAUCCAGCGAGGUUGAUGACGUUAUCUCCAGGACUGACACCUUAACUCGCAGUAUAAAAGAUAAACUGCCGAAGGUGGAGGAGUCGGACACGAGCUCGCCGGGCGCGCUCCCGACGCUGCCCUCCGACAGAACCGAGUGGGAGAGGAAGAUCACGGUGCACGUGAUUCUCAGGGAGCUGGGCGUCUUCAUGGCCGAGACGCACAGAGCCAUCCGCUUCAUCAACCGGCGGCAGUGAGGAGGACCCCCGAGCUCAGACACACCACGGACAGAUUAACUGAAUUACUCUCUAAAAAACUCAGCGAUUUGUAGCCCCAGGCACAGAGUAUUCAUUAAAUCGCGGGGUAUGUGCAUACGAAUAACUGCUGGAGCGAUUUCAAGGGUAACUGACGAAGUUAACCUGAGACGUUAUUUUUUAUUUAUUUGCGAUGAAACGGAUUGACAGGUACCUAUUGCGUUCGGGCCGCGGAGACGUGGAGAGCCUCCUCUACUACUCACGCCUAUAUGUACAAAAACUGUUUGAAAGGUCACUUGAUUUUUGUAAUCAAUAAUGUAUUUUUAUACAUGGAUGCAUUUGUAUAUUUAUGUAUUUAUUUAAAUUAUUUUUUAAAGUACAGUCGGCUGUAUACAAAUUGAUAACUUGAAAACAUUUACCUGUGGGUAAUAAGCUAAUAUGACUGUGAGUACAGGACUGGCAUCUUGACCCGUGGGUCUGUAGUUUGAGUCCUGGUGCUGGCAGAUCAUCCCUGUGGGCCCUUAAGCCUCAAACUAUGGUGGGAAAGAUGAAGUGGAAAAAGAGGAGAAUUCCGAUGUAUUUGUACUCGUACUUGAGCAAAUGGCAAAUAAAGUAUUUAUCGUUUAAAUGUGUUGCAUA
Brienomyrus brachyistius is the source of this 1282-nucleotide messenger RNA. RefSeq names its product interleukin 6 (interferon, beta 2) (gene il6). Gene Ontology annotation, cellular component: extracellular region. The record is from RefSeq and is a predicted model, not a curated record. NCBI's taxonomy places the organism in Eukaryota, Metazoa, Chordata, Actinopteri, Osteoglossiformes, Mormyridae. Gene Ontology annotation, biological process: T-helper 17 cell lineage commitment; immune response. Gene Ontology annotation, molecular function: cytokine activity; interleukin-6 receptor binding. Bases 2 to 646 code for a protein of 214 amino acids. The transcript is spliced from 5 exons.